GCCGCAGUUUUGGGCCGCGAGGCCAUGCGUCGGGGCCAGCCUUGCCAUGGUGGCCUACGGGCGGACAGCUGGAGGCCGCUCCUGGGCCAGCGUCGCGGCGGGCGGCAAGGCCAAGGGCGCCUGGAGCUACUGGGUCUGCUCCAGCGGCACGUGCAGGGAGUGGAACUGGUGCUCGCUCUGGAAGUGCCGCGGCUGCGACCGAGUGGCAGGCGUCAGCGAGGCCAGCAGCGUGCAGCAGUCGGCCGUCGAGCAGCACCGCCUGGAGGUCAAGCGCAUCGAGGACUUCCUCGCGGCCCCUGGCGGGUCCAUCGACGAAGGAUGCCUGCAGUCGCUGCGCGCGGCCCUCGACCGCGAGCGGCGCAGGCUCUCGGCAGCCGAGGCGGCGCAGGCGGAGCGCAGGAAGGCCGACCUUCCCCUGCCCAAGGCGCUCCACGGUGCUGGCAAUGCCUUGGGGAAGCUGGUCAGGCAGGGGCGGGCCAAGGAGCAGGCGCUUCUCAAGGCAGAGGAGGCCCACGCGGCUGCCAUCGGAGAGCGUGAGGCGGCCAUCGCGCGCGAGGCCGCAUGCGCUGAGGCGGGCGAGGAGUGCCGAGUUGCUCUCGAGGCUCACCGCGAGGAGCAGAGGGCCGCAGAGGCCAGGCAGGCCAAGGAGGUCGGCGCGGCCUUCGUCGGCACGGACUUGCUCGGGAUGGUCUUCGGCCUCAUCCAGCAGGUCGAGGCCUUGCCCCAGGGCUUCGCCGCGGGCAAUGGGGAGGCCGCCUUCGCUGAGGUCGCCAAGAAGAUUGCAGCAGUCCGCAGGGCGCGGCCGAGCGCGGCCAAGCUGCACGCCGAGGAGAGGCGCACGGAGCGUGGCCCUCAGCCCAGCCGCUGGCUAGGGACCUGGCCAACGCUGGAGCAGCCCAUCUCGACGACCAGCCGCGGGCUUCUGCUGCUGGCGGCCAUGCUGCUGUGGGCCGCAGUCGGGUUUGACGUCGAUUCGGCAGGUCAGGGUUCGGUUGACAGCAGGAGAGUCAGACGGCGCCUGAGUGAGCAGGUGCCAGUGGCCGCUGACGAGCGGGUGGCCGAGACCCUCGACGGGCGCAGCGAAGCCAAGGUGCCAAGUGACCAGAUGACGAGGAUGACGGCGCAGGAGGCCUGCAUUGGCAAGGCUCGCCUCGGGCCGCAGCCCGCCCCUGAGUCUGACCCUCGAGGACCUUGCCCCCUGCGCGCUGGCCUGGAGGUCCUGGGCUGCAACGGUAACGUCUGGAACAGGAGCGUCGAGGUCCUCGAGGCCUUCUUCCACGCCCACCAGUACUGGCCACAGCUGGUCCUCCUUCAGGAGACGAGGCUUACCCUGGAACGGCUCCCUGGGGCCAGGGCGCUGGCACGCCGCCUCGGCUACGCCGCCUCCUUCCACGAGGCGGUGGCCACGGGCCAGCCUGGCCCGAACGCCACGUCGGGCGGAGUCGCUGGCCUGCAGCGGUUCGCGGGCUUGGAGCGCGUCUACGACUGGUUCGUCGCGUCGUCCGACCUGGCCACGUCCACGGUGUCCUGCGCUACCACGCUCAACGACGUCGGGCUGCACCCGCACUCUCCUGCGCUGCUGCGUCUCCAGGGCGUCAGGCGUGAUGCCCUGGUUGAGGUGCCCCCCCGUCCUGCUCGGUUUCCAGAGGUGGAGGUCAAAGGCGUGCGCUCCCGCGAGGACGCCUUGGUCCAGGCCUUCACUGUCGGCAAGCGCGGGAAGGUGUCGCAGAAGGAGGUAGCUUGGUCAUGGGCUCUGGGUUCGCGCCCGACCUGCCUCUCUGCGGCUUUCGGCGAGUGGGUCGAGGCGGCGGAGGGCACCCUCACGGGCAUCCACCAGAUUGCGCCAGGCGACCUGCCACGCUACCUUGGGCGAGCGGCAGGGCCCAAGACCAGGCGCAUGCCCUUCAGCGCGCUGGUGCAGCGUGAGGCCAGGCUGAAGUACAGCAUGCUGACCCACCGCCUGAGGAGCUGUCUGGCGGUCGCCCUCCAGAGGUUUCGCGCCGAGCAGGCCAGCAGGUGGCACCCGACCCACUCGCGGCGGCAUGAGCAGCAGGCUGCGGCGAGGGCGCAGCUCCUGGACGAGGCGACCCAGGAGGAGGCUUGUCUUCGGAGCGCGCCCGUCCGUGGGGCCACCGACGAGAAGUGGGGUGACCUCGCCUUCCACGCGGGGGUGAAGGGCUGCCCCACGGCGGUCGCCAAGCUGCAGUCGUUGCUCCUGGCGUCCCAGAGGCGCGAUGCUGCUGAAGGAGCUGCCGCCUGGCGCAGUUGGGCCCAGGCGGCGGUGGAGAAAGUAGGCCGCCUGGCCCACCGCUUCUCCAAGGCGGCUCCCACGCCUGUGGUCAGGGACGCCGACACAGGGAGGCCCCUCGUCGGCAUGGACGCCGUUGACCAGCUCACGCGCACGUGGCAGCGGCUCUGGCUCCAGGGAGGCUUCUCCAGUGGAGUCGGAGCCCACCAGUGGGAUGUUGGUUCCUGGACGCUGCCGCCCAUCACCCUGGAGGUGGCGGACGGCCUCGCCGCCAGCUGGGCCGCCCUCGGCUUCGAGGUCAAGCGUGGCUCCCAGGCCCGCAACCUGGGCACCGACGCCAACGUGACCCGCAGAGGGGCCCAUGAGGGAGGCGCCCGCGCUGUGAGAGGCCUCUCCCGCGCCAGGCGGCUGAGAACCCUGGGCUCGGCGGGGGCCGCGGUGGUGCACAUGCGCCGCGCAGGCCCAACCGCCGCCAUGCUGUGGGGCAGGACGGUCACAGGGGUGCCCGACGGCGAGCUUCACUCCUGGCGCCUGGCGGCUGCGCGCUCGGCAGGGAAGCUUCCCAAGGGCGCCCCCCUAGGGCUUAGGCCCAGGGCGAUCGAGGUGCAGCGCUCCACCGACCUGGACCCGAGCCCCGCCCUGGUGCGCGCCGCGGUGCAGGUGGCAGCCAGCCUCCUUCAGACGGGCGAGGCGCCCCUGAGGAUGUUCGCUACCUGCCUGGAGGAGGCCGAGCGCAGGCACGGCAGCGCCAGGGUGCCCUGGGUGAACUGCAAGAACCCAGUCGACGCACUGGCCCUCUCUCUGUUGCGGGUUGGGUGGCGCCUCUCGGCUGGGCACAUCCUGCGCACCGACGACGGCCGCACCUUGGACAUGCUGACCAUGGGCCCCCGCGAGCUCGGGUUGCUGGCUGCGGCAGGUGCCCGCAGGGCCUCCGACAGAGCUGAGAUGACGCGGCUUGGGCACGGAGCCGCCCCCUCCAUGCCCUUGUUUUGGGACGCACUCGGCCAGGUCAUCGGGCCGCGCGGCAGGUUCAGCAGCAGAGAGAAGGCCGCGGUGGUGAGCUACCUGUCCAACGCCCACUGGCCGCAGACUCGCCUCUUCGCGGCUGGGGAGCGGGGCCACCCUCGCUGCUGCGCCUGCGGCGAAGUGCGUGGCAGCUUCUGGCACAGGCUCUUCGAGUGCCCAGCUCUGGCCGCUGAGAGGCGGGACUCGACGGCGAAGGACGGCGAGGACUUCGCGGUCUGGAUGCUGAGCCGCUACCUCGGGCCCUCGAUCACCGAGAUCAACAUCGACUGUGCGUCCACAGUCAGCUGCUUGAAGCUCGGCAGGAAGUAUGCUACGGCUGCCAACAAGCCCAAUGCACACCUGUGGUCGGCCGUCUACGCCUCGCUGGACGUCGACGCGCUCACUGUGAACAAGGUGGCGGCUCACUGCACCGAGAUCGAUGUUCGCGAGGGCAGGAUCUCGGAGUUUCAGUUGCUUGGGAACGCCCACGCCGACAGGUUGGCGAAGGCGGGGGCGGCCCUCCACAGGGUCAGCGCGGCGGCCAGGCGGGAGUUCUUCGGCGCGAUGGAGGUCGUGAGGGAGCUCUCCAGGUGGAUCGCGCAGGCCUCGAUCGUCUGGCAGGACAGGGACUCCAAGGACUGCGAGGGCCUUCCUGAGUGCGACGAGCGGAGGACUGCUGUCACUUUCGCGGUCCCGCUGGAGGAGUGUGCUGACGGCCCGCGGGCGGCUCCCGUGAACGGGUCGGGCGCCCCGCCCGCCGCCGUGGGGGCCAGCGGGGAGCAGGCUGGCAGCCGCCCCGCCGCUGUCGGCGCCUGGGCCUCGGCGGCGCGCGACGGAGGAGUAGCGCUGGGCGCCCUGGUCUUCGCCGUCGCAGGGCACACCCUCGCGUGCGCCAGGUGCGGUGAGGACGGCGACCAGCAGGGGAUCAUUGCGUGCACCAGGUGCGGGGCGCAUGCGAGGCUUAGCGGACGCCCUGGCCCGCAGCCCAAGCUCAGGGAGCGCUGCCCUGGCGCAACCGGCCUCCCCAGGUCGCUGCGGGACCAGAGGUCGCGGUGGGAGCGUGGCCCCCACCCUGGGGGCACGCCGCGCGCCCGCGACACGCGGAGGAAGGGGGCGGAGGCCCCCCGCCUUCGCAAGGAGGCCGAGGUGCCGCAGGACGCCAGGGUGCGCUUCCUGAAGUGGCUCGGAGUCCAGCCCGAGGCCCCAGCAGUCGUCGAGGGUAGCGCCUCGGCGGCCGACGCUGCUGGGGGCGGCGCUGGCGCUGCGGCCUCCUCCUCGACAGAGCUGCCCGCUGCGGCCGGUGGCGCCGCGGCGGGAGCGGGAUCGCGGCAGGCCUGGCUGGAAGCUUACGGCCUCGAUGAGGAGAGCCUGCUGAGCUGGGCGGAGGAGGCCGACGAGGCCCGUCGUGAGCGCCAGAGCAGGCCGCAGUUUUGGGCCGCGAGGCCACGCGUCGGGGUCAGCCUUGCCAUGGUGGCCUACGGGCAAGCUGCUGGAGGCCGCUCCUGGGCCAGCGUCGCCGCGGGCGGCAAGGCCAAGGGCAACUGGAGCUACUGGGUCUGCUCCAGCGGCAUGUGCAGGGAGUGGAACUGGUGCUCGCUCUGGAAGUGCCGCGGCUGCGACCGAGUGGCCCCGCCGUGGGUCAAGGCAGCCCGUCCGCCCGCGGCUGCCGCCGGCCAGGAGUCGCCCGUCGCCGACGCCGAGGGCUUCGUCGUCCAGCUCCGAGGGAGGAAGGCGAGGCGCCAGGCCAAGCGCACUGCUGCCCGCGCGGCCAGCGCUGGGGCAGCCAGGCAGGCAGGCGUCAGCGAGGCCAGCAUCGUGCAGCAGCCGGCCGUCGAGCAGCACCGCCUGGAGGUCAAGCGCAUUGAGGACUUCCUCGCGGCCCCUGGGGGGUCCAUCGACGACGGGCGCCUGCAGUCACUGCGCGCGGCCCUCGACCGCGAGCGGCGCAGGCUCUCGGCAGCCGAGGCGGCGCAGGCGGAGCGCAGGAAGGCCGACACCCCCCUGCCCAAGGCGCUCCACGGUGCUGGCAACGCCCUGGGGAAGCUGGUCAGGCAGGGGCGGGCCAAGGAUCAGGCGCUGCUCAAGGCUGAGGAAGCCCACGCGGCAGCCAUCGGCGAGCGUGAGGCGGCCAUCGCGCGCGAGGCCGCUUGCGCUGAGGCGGUCGAGGAGUGCCGAGCUGCUCUCGAGGCUCACCGCGAGGAGCAGAGGGCCGCAGAGGCCAAGCAGGCCAAGGAGGUCGGCGCGGCCUUCGUCGGCACGGACUUGCUCGGGAUGGUCUUCGGCCUCAUCCAGCAGGUCGAGGCCUUGCCCCAGGGCUUCGCCGCGGGCAAUGGGGAGGCCGCCUUCGCUGAGGUCGCCAAGCAGAUUGCAGCGGUCUGCAGGACGCGGCCGAGCGCGGCCAAGCUGCACGCCGAGGAGAAGCGCACGGAGCGUGGCCCUCAGCCCAGCCGCUGGCUAGGGACCUGGCCAACGCUGGGGCAGCCCUCCUCGGCGACCAGCCGCUGGCUACUGCUGCUGGUGGCCGUGCUGCCGUGGGCCGCAAUCGGGUUUGACAUCGACUCGGCAGGCCAGUGCUCGGUUGACAGCAGGAGGGUCAGACGGCGCCUGAGUGAGCAGGUGCCAGAGGCCGCUGACGAGCGGGUGGCCGAGACCCUCGACGGGCGCAGCGAAGCCAAGGUGCCAAGUGACCAGAGGACCUGGCCCCUGCGUGCUGGCCUGGAGGUCCUGGGCUGCAACGGUAACGUAUGGAACAGGAGCGUCGAGGUCCUCGAGGCCUUCUUCCACGCCCACCAGUACUGGCCGCAGUUGGUCCUCCUUCAGGAGACGAGGCUAACCCAGGAACGGCUCCCUGGGGCCAGGGCGCUGGCACGCCGCCUCGGCUACGCCGCCUUCUUCCAUGAGGCGGUGGCCACGGGCCAGCCUGGCCCGAACGCCACGUCGGGCGGCGUCGCGAUCCUGGUGAGGGCUGGACUCCAGGCCGAGGAGUCAGCAUGCCAGCUCCCUGCGGCCCUGCGCCACCGCCUCAUCGGCGUUGAGGUGACGGCGCCGCCGGGCCUCCGCCUCCUGGCCUUGGCGGGGUACUUCCAGCACUCCCUGGGCCCGCGGGGGAUCAACCUCGACCUGUUCUCCUCGGUCUCGGACCUCGUGGCAUUCUCGCUCGACUUGCCCUUGGUCCACCAGGCGGAUUUCAACAUGGAGCCUGAGCCCCUGCAGGAGUUGGGCUGGCCUGCAGCGGUUCGCGGUCAGGUGCUCGGACCCUCUGAAGCGACCUGCGUUGCCCAGGGCUGUGAGCACGUCUACGACUGGUUCGUCGCGUCGUCCGACCUGGCCACGUGCACGGUGUCCUGCGCGACCACGCUCAACGACUUCGGGCUGCGCCCGCACUCUCCCGUGCUGCUGCGCCUCCAGGACGUCAGGUGCGAUGCCCUCGUUGAGGUGCCCUCCCGUCAUGCUCGGUUUCCAGAGGUGGAGGUCAAAGGCGUGCGCUCCCGCGAGGACGCCUUGGUCCAGGCCUUCACUGUCGGCAAGCGCGGGAAGGUGUCGCAUAAUGAUGUUGCCUGGUCAUGGGCUCAGGGUUCGCGCCCGACCUGCCUCUCUGCUGCUUUCGGCGAGUGGAUCGAGGCGGCGGAGGGCACCCUCACGGGCAUCCAUGAGAUUGCGCCAGGCGGCCUGCCACGCUACCUUGGGCGAGCGGCAGGGCCCAAGACCAGGCGCAUGCCCUUCAGCGCGCUGGUGCAGCGUGAGGCCAGGCUGAAGUACAGCAUGCUGACCCACCGCCUCAGGAGCUGCCUGGCGGUCGCCCUCCAGAGGCUUCGCGCCGAGCAGGCCAGCAGGUGGCACCCGACCCACUCUUGGUGGUAUGAGCAGCAGGCUGCGGCGAGGGCGAAGCUCCUGGACGAUGCGACCCAGGAGGAGGCUUGUCUUCAGAGCGCGCCCCUCCUUGGGGCCUCCGACGAGAAGUGGGGUGACCUCGCCUUCCACGCGGGGGUGAAGGGCUGCCCCACGGCGAUCGCCAAGCUGCAGUCGUGGCUCCUGGCGUCCCAGAGGCGCGAUGCCGCUGAAGGAGCUGCCGCUUGGCGCAGUUGGGCCCAGACGGCGGUGGAGAAAGGGGGCCGCCUGGCCCACCGCUUCUCCAAGGCGGCCCCCACGCCUGUGGUCAGGGACGCCGACACAGGGAGGCCCCUCGUCGGCAUGGACGCCGUUGACCAGCUCACGCGCACGUGGCAGCGGCUCUGGCUCCAGGAGGGCUUCUCCAGCGGAGUCGGAGCCCACCAGUGGGAUGUUGGUUCCUGGGCGCUGCCGCCCAUCACCCUGGAGGCCUUGCAGCAGGCGUGCAAGCGCUACGGCCCGUCUGUGGGGCUGGGCUGCGGCAACCUGCACCCUCGCCAGCUUCUCCUGUUGCCAGUGGCGCUGCAGCUUCGCCUGAUCGACAUCCUCACGGCGUUCGAGGACGAGCCUUCUUCGAUCAGGGGACAGGUGACGCUCAUGGUUUUUAUUCCUAAGACUGGCGGAGGGACGAGGCCCAUCGCGCUGCUCCCGCUGGCCUUGCGGCUUUGGUCUCGCCUGAGGCAGCCGCGCUGUGCCCGAUGGGAGUCAGACCACAGCUUCCCCUUCUUCUGGGGUCGCGAUGGCCGUGAUUGCAAAAGAGCGGGUUGGAUCCACAAUUGCUUCGCGGGCUUCGCGAUGGCCCCCCCGCACUUCGAGGCGGCCAGCCUGUUCCUGGACACCCGCAAGUUCUAUGAGCACGUGCGCCACGACGUCCUCUGUACGUCAGCCCAGCGCUUUGGCUUCAACCUGAAGCUGCUGCGCGGCCUCCUCGCCAUCUACCAGGCCCCGAGGAUCGUGCUGGCAGGUGGCAUGGCGUCGGCCCCCUUCGGGGCCAGUGGCGCAGUGCUGGCGGGCUGCGCGUGUGCGGCGGCUGUUGCUAAGCUUCCCCUCCUUGGACGCCUCCUCGCAGCUGGGGCUCAGCGGCCUCUUGCCACCCUGCGCAACUUGGUGGACGACGUCUCGCUCCAAGCUGUCGGCUCGGCGAGGCUGGUCGUGGACCAGCUCGUGGGGGCCAGCGGGGAGGUGCUGCGACACCUGCGGGCCCACCGCCUCCCGCUCAAUGGGGGCAAGUCCGUUUUCCUGGCCUCGCCUGCACAGGUGGCGGACAGCCUCGCCGCCAGCUGGGCCGCCCUCGGCUUCGAGGUCAAGCGUGGCUCCCAGGCCCGCGACCUGGGCACCGACGCCAACGUGACCCGCAGAGGGGUCCAUGAGGGAGGCGCCCGCGCUGUGGGAGGCCUCUCCCGCGCCAGGCGGCUGAUAACCCUGGGCUCGGCGGGGGCCGCGGUGGCGCACAUGCACCGCGCAGGCCCAACCGCCGCCAUGCUGUGGGGCAGGUCGGUCACAGGGGUGCCCGACGGCGAGCUUCACUCCUGGCGCCUGGCGGCUGCGCGCUCGGCAGGGAAGCUUCCCAAGGACGCCUCCCUGGGGCUGCGGCUCAGGCCGAUCGAGGUGCAGCGCUCCGCCGACCUGGGCCCAAGCCCAGCCCUGGUGCGUGCCGCGGUGCAGGUGGCAGCCAGCCUCCUCCAGACGGGCGAGGUGCCCCCGAGGAUGUUCGCUACCUGCCUGGAGGAGGCCGAGCGCAGGCACGGCAGCGCCAGGGUGCCCUGGGUGAACUGCAAGAACCCAGUCGACGCCCUGGCCUUCUUUUUGUUGCGGGUUAGGUGGCGCCUCGCGGCUGGGCACAUCCUGCACGCCGACGACGGCCACACCUUGGACUGGCUGAUCAUGGGCCCCCGCGAGCUCUGGCUGCUGGCCGCGGCAGGUGCCCGCAGGGCCUCCGACAGAGCUGAGAUGACGCGGCUUGGGCACGGAGCCGCCCCCUCCAUGCCCUUGUUUUGGGACGCACUCGGCCAGGUCAUCGGGCCGCGCGGCAGGUUCAGCAGCAGGGAGAAGGCCGCGGUGGUGAGCUACCUGUCCAACGCCCACUGGGCUGGCUGGAGUAUCGUGCAGUUCGACGAGGUCGGCAACAUGGAGGCGGGGGUGCACGGCGCGGUCCGCCUCGACCUGUGCCCCUUCCAGACGGCGAAGGACGGCGAGGACUUCGCGGUCUGGAUGCUGAGCCGCUACCUCGGGCCUUCGAUCAUCGAGAUCAACAUCGACUGUGCGUCCACAGCCAGCUGCUUGAAGCUCGGCAGGAAGUAUGCGACGGCUGCCAACAAGCCCAAUGCACACCUGUGGUCGGCCGUCUACGCCUCGCUGGACGUCGACUCGCUCACUGUGAACAAGGUGGCGGCCCACUGCGCCGAGAUGGAUGCUCGCGAGGGCAGGAUCUCGGAGUUUCAGUUGCUUGGGAACGCCCACGCCGGCAGGCUGGCGAAGGCGGGGGCGGCCCUCCACAGGGUCAGCGCGGCGGCCAGGCGGGAGUUCUUCGGCGCAAUGGAGGUCGUGAGAGAGCUCUCCAGGUGGAUCGCGCAGGCCUCGAUCGUCUGGCAGGACAGGGGCUCCAAGGACUGCGAGGGCCUUCCUGGGUGCGACGAACGGAGGACUGCUGUCACCUUCGCGGUCCCGUUGGAGGAGUGCGCUGACGGCCCGCGGGCGGCCCCCGUGAACGGGCCGGGCGCCCCGCCCGCCGCCGCGGGGGCACGCGGGGAGCAGGCUGGCAGCCGCCCCGCCGCUGUCGGCGCCUGGGCCUCGGCGGCGCGCGACGGAGGAGUAGCGCUGGGCGCCCUGGUCUUCGCCGUCGCAGGGCACGCCCUCGCGUGCGCCAGGUGCGGAGAGGACGGCGACCAGCAGGAGAUCAUUGCGUGCACCAGGCGCGGUGCGCAUGCGAGGCUUGGCGGGCGCCCUGGCCCGCAGCCCAAGCUCAGGGAGCGCUGUCCUGGCGCAACGGGCCUCCCCAGGUCGCUGCGGGACCGGAAGUCGCGGUGGGAGCGUGGCCUCCACCCAGGGGGCACGCCGCACGUCCGCGACGCGCGGAGGAAGGGGGCGGAGGCCCCCCGCCUUCGCAAGGAGGCCGAGGUGCCGCAGGACGCCAGGGUGCGCUUCCUGAAGUGGCUCGGGGUCCAGCCCGAUGCCCCAGCAGGCGUCGAGGGCAGCGCCUCGGCGGCAGACGCUGCUGGGGGCGGCGCUGGCGCUGCGGCCUCCUCCUCGACCGAGAUGCCCGCUGCAGCUGGCGGCGCCGCGGCGGGAGCGGGAUCGCGGCAGGCCUGGCUUGAAGCUUACGGCCUCGACGAGGAGAGCCUGCUGAGCUGGGCUGAGGAGGCCGACGAGGUGACGGAGAUGGAGGAGACUGAGUCCGCGCUG
Prorocentrum cordatum is the source of this 10543-nucleotide messenger RNA. Lineage: Eukaryota; Dinophyceae; Prorocentrales; Prorocentraceae. The record is from the annotation of a GenBank genome assembly.